Molecule: messenger RNA, 1915 nt
Organism: Aspergillus nidulans FGSC A4
Lineage: Eukaryota; Fungi; Ascomycota; Eurotiomycetes; Eurotiales; Aspergillaceae
Product: homeobox domain-containing protein
Exons: 1
Coding region: 78-1859 (593 amino acids)
Biological process (GO): regulation of DNA-templated transcription
Cellular component (GO): nucleus
Molecular function (GO): DNA binding
Source: RefSeq, a predicted model, not a curated record
CUCGAAUGUUUCUUUAUCAGACAAUCUCCACAGCGCGAAUCUCUUUUCUUCCGUAGAUCUCACUUAGCUUUUUGGCUAUGGAAAAUCGAGUGGCGCCUUACGGCAGCUUCAUGUCCCUGCAGCAUCUCCAAGCUGAAGAUGAACGUGGGGUAACUGCCCCGGCAGCCCCAGCCGGUGGUGGGUGGCCGACUGAGGAGGACAUUUUCUUUGACUGGGAGUUAUACGGCAUACAAGAUCCCAGCUGCAAUCCCGAAUUCUUGCCAUAUGAACAGGCAUCUCGGUCGACGGGGACGCUGGACUUUACUGCUACGCAAUUCGAGCCGCAACGAGCUUCGCUCUCUGGCGGUGAUUCGGCGUCGGCUAUCGCCAGUAACCCUGAACCCGAAGGAUGGGGCUGUCUCCAGGUUGGGCCAGGUACUACAAGUACUCCAAUUGUGCCGUCGGGCUUCAACAAUGUUGCCGAGUGGUUGGAUGGCGCGUAUCGUCCCCCAACACCCUGCGACCACUGCCGUAGACAUCGGCUGCAGUGUUUAGUUCUGCGGCGCACAUCCCAUAACCCCAACCCAGUACCGUCAUGUUCCAGCUGUGUGGGCUUGUUCCGUCCAUGCAGCUUUGGGCGCGGAGAGAAGCGCCAGCCGUCGGGGUUUGAGACGCUGUCUCCAGUCCUGGGGCAUCUUCACGGCGUUAUUGAAGAAGGGAAUGAGAAUGAAUGCGGGGAGCGCAAACUGGACUCCAAAGAGUCGAAGCAGUUUGUCAGGAAAGGAGCGAGGGUGUUACGGGAUUGGUUUUAUCAGAAUGAGCACUGCCCGUAUCCGUCGGAAGAGGAGAAGGCUCGACUUGCAGCGGAGACUGGGUUUUCGAGGCAGAGGAUCUCUACUUGGUUUGCGAAUGCCCGGCGGCGGCAUAAGCAGCAGAAACAGGCUAGAACGUCUACCCGGGUGUUCCGCGCUGGGUCGCCGAUGCCAACGAGUGAACUGGCCUCUAUGACCCCGAUGGAGCGCUGGCAGGCGUCGCCGCCUGAUGAGGAGCCAGUGUCGGAGGCUAUGAUUCGAGAAGCGAUUGCUACAUCCUCUGGUUCGGACGUGUCAGGUUGUCGAAGCCGGUUCGAAUCGCCUUUAACUGAUUUCUCGUCUGGGUUGGAAGGGUCAUCACUCGCCUCGUCAGUAUCAAGUUUUGGUGUACUGGCAUCAGACGCAUCCGAUAGCAGUUCAUCGGCUUGGAGUUACAAGUCAGGAGAUGGGCCACUGCGGCCACGACCGUAUCGCCGUCCAUCAUCUGGACGACGAGGCGGACGAAAACGCGUUACAGAAGACGGCCAUUACCAAUGUACGUUUUGCAUGCAGUCGUUCAAGAAGAAGCACGACUGGUCGAGACACGAAAAGAGCGUCCAUCUCCCGUUAGAUGUCUGGAUUUGCACUCCAAACCUCAGCGAACUGGAAGAUACCAAUAUACCUUUCGGGAAAUGCCGAUUCUGCGACCAUCAGUCCUCAAGUCCGGAGCACUGGGAGAGCCACGACUUCCGGGAAUGUGCCAGCAAGCCUCUACCAGAACGCUCCUUCAGCCGCAAAGACUAUCUCUGGCAGCAUCUGCGUAAAUUUCAUGGAUGUACACGAUAUCCGGUGCCAAACCUUGAAGCCUGGCGAUCGGCGCAAACCGAUAUUCAGAGCCGCUGUGGUUUCUGUGCAGCAUCUUUACCUAGCUGGUCGGCGCGCGCUGACCAUCUAGCGAUCCAUUUCAAAGAUGGCUGUCGGAUGUCGCAGUGGGCGGGCGACUGGGGAUUUGAAUUCUCGGUUCUUGCGAACCUUAGAAACGCUGUUUUGCCGAUGGAGCGUAGCCUGUUGAGUAUGGCAUCGACCUGAUUCACCUUACUAGGGUUGUACAAAUUUCAUGUCAAGCCUUGAAUGUCGACCUGUGU